This is a messenger RNA of Komagataella phaffii GS115, 762 nucleotides long. RefSeq names its product Small rho-like GTPase, essential for establishment and maintenance of cell polarity. Gene Ontology annotation, molecular function: protein kinase binding; GTP binding; GTPase activity. Bases 1 to 762 code for a protein of 253 amino acids. Gene Ontology annotation, biological process: actin filament organization; small GTPase-mediated signal transduction; regulation of cell shape. The transcript has a single exon. Gene Ontology annotation, cellular component: cell projection; cell cortex; cytoplasmic vesicle. NCBI's taxonomy places the organism in Eukaryota, Fungi, Ascomycota, Pichiomycetes, Pichiales, Pichiaceae. The record is from RefSeq and is a predicted model, not a curated record.
AUGAGAAGCAUCAAAUGUGUUGUUGUAGGUGACGGUGCUGUCGGUAAAACAUGUUUGCUGAUCAGCUAUACCACGAACCGUUUCCCCCAUGAUUAUAUCCCCACAGUGUUUGACAACUACUCUGCAAAUGUUUUAGUCAACGGAGAACCGUUUAAGUUGGGUCUGUGGGAUACAGCAGGACAAGAGGAAUACGACCGAUUGAGACCACUGAGCUAUCCCCAAACUGAGAUCUUCCUAAUUUGUUUCUCUGUAGUUGAGCCAACUUCGUUUGAAAAUGUCAAGAACAAAUGGAUUAUUGAAAUUCGCCAUCAUGUCCCUUCUGAUGUGCUCAUAUUGCUGGUCGGUACCAAGAUUGAUCUGAGAGAUGACCCUCAUACCUUGGACAGUCUUCAUGAGAUGGGAUACGAUCCAAUCACUCAAGAGGAAGGUGAAGCACUAGCUAAAGAGCUGGGUUGCGUCAAUUACCUGGAGUGUUCUGCUUCUACCCAGCAGGGAGUCAAAGAAAUAUUUGAUUAUGCUAUUUCUGCUGUUGUGCAAGCAGGCCAGCCUAAUGUUGAUGCCAAGCCAUCGCCUCCAGUGCCAUCCAAGUCCAGUAACAACAUUAGCCCUACCACCGUCACCAACAACUCUACUAACGUCACCACUACGAGUACGACAUCUAAUAAGCCAGAUCAAAAGCAAUCUACUACUGCACCCAAUCCCGCUUCCGGUCGUCUACAGAAGUUCAAGACAAGGAAGAGCAAAAAAUGUUUGAUUUUAUAG